GUCCUCUCAUCCUCAGUGUUUCCAGACAAGGGUUUGUGUUGACACGAGAAGGAAAUAGAAGAAGAAGAAUUGUGUGUUCAGUUAAAGAUGAAUUUACCGGCUGUCAUCAGGACCAAUCGGUAACCAGAUACAGCUUUCCGACAGACAACCUUCCAGUGAAGAUGAGACCAUGGUCCCAGUACUAACAUCCAGAAAAGCCAGCAAUCUCCCCGUCAACGAAGUAGCUUGUGUCCUGCAGGCUGACCUGCAGCUGGGUCUGACCCAGGAGGAAGUGAUCCGCAGGAGGAAUUAUCACGGCUGGAACGAGUUCGACAUCAAUGAAGAGGAACCGCUAUGGAAGAAAUACAUCUCACAGUUUAAGGACCCUCUGAUUCUGCUGCUCUUGGCCUCUGCUGUCAUCAGCGUUCUUAUGCACCAGUUUGAUGACGCCAUCAGCAUCACAGUGGCCAUUAUUAUCGUGGUAACCGUUGCCUUUGUCCAGGAGUACCGUUCAGAAAAGUCUCUAGAGGAACUGGGGAAGCUGGUUCCUCCAGAAUGUCACUGCAUCCGGGAGGGGAACCUGGAACACCUUCUGGCCCGGGAGCUGGUGCCCGGGGACACAGUAUGUCUGUCGGUAGGAGAGCGAGUCCCUGCAGACCUCCGACUGUUCGAGGCCACAGACCUGAGUGUGGACGAGUCCAGUCUGACAGGGGAGACCACUCCCUGCUCCAAAUCCACAUCCCAUCAGCCUUCAGCCACCAAUGGAGACAUCGCCUCCCGCAGCAACAUUGCCUUCAUGGGGACAUUGGUACGAUGCGGAAGAGCCAAGGGCAUCGUCAUUGGUACUGGAGAAAACUCAGAGUUUGGGGAGGUUUUCAAGAUGAUGCAGGCGGAGGAGGCUCCUAAGACUCCAUUACAGAAGAGUAUGGACCUUCUGGGGAAACAGCUGUCACUUUACUCCUUCGGCAUCAUCGGUGUCAUCAUGUUGGUGGGGUGGCUGCAGGGGAAGAGGAUUCUCGACAUGUUUACCAUCGGAGUCAGUCUGGCGGUGGCUGCUAUCCCAGAGGGGUUGCCCAUUGUGGUGACGGUAACUCUGGCUCUUGGAGUGAUGAGGAUGGUGAAGAAGAGAGCGAUCGUCAAGAAGCUCCCCAUCGUAGAAACUCUGGGCUGCUGUAAUGUGAUCUGUUCGGAUAAAACUGGAACUCUGACGAAGAAUGAGAUGACUGUCACUCAGUUGUUCACAUCAGAUGGACUCCAUGCUGAGGUAACGGGCGUCGGCUACAAUGGAGCAGGAGAAGUUUUACUGGAUGGAGAGACCAUCCAUGGCUUCUCUUGUCCGUCAGUCAGUAGGAUUGUAGAGGUGGGAUGUGUGUGUAACGACUCCAUCAUCAGGAGUCACACUCUGCUGGGUCGACCGACAGAAGGCGCUCUCAUCGCCCUCGCUAUGAAGAUGGGUUUAGAGAGCAUCCAGCAGGAAUACGUGCGAGUGGAGGAGCAUCCGUUCACCUCAGAACAGAAGUGGAUGUCGGUUCGCUGUGUUCACCGCACUCAGCAGGAUAAGGCUGGAGUUUAUUUUAUGAAGGGAGCGUACGAGCAAGUGAUCAGAUUCUGCAGCUCGUACAACAGCAGAGGAACAACACUUUCACUGAACCACCAGCAGAGGGAGCUGUACCAGCAGCAGAUCAGCUAUAUGGGCUCUGCAGGACUCAGAGUCCUGGCUUUUGCAUCUGGAUCCGAAAUGGGGAACUUGACUUUCCUGGGUCUGGUGGGGAUGAUCGACCCUCCGAGGUCAGGGGUCAAAGAGGCAGUGGGGACGCUCAUCAGCUCCGGAGUCGCCAUCAAGAUGAUCACUGGAGACUCUCAGGAGACGGCUGUGUCUAUAGCCAGUCGACUGGGUCUGUUCUCUAAAGGAUGUCAGUGUUUGUCUGGAGACGAAGUGGAUCAACUGGACCUACAACAACUAUCACACAUCGUCCCCAGAAUCGCUGUGUUUUAUCGAGCCAGUCCUCGACACAAAUUGAAGAUUGUCAAGUCUCUCCAGAACAUCGGGGCAGUGGUGGCGAUGACCGGUGAUGGAGUGAAUGACGCCGUGGCUCUAAAAGCAGCUGACAUUGGCGUGGCCAUGGGUCAGACAGGGACGGACGUCUGUAAGGAGGCAGCAGAUAUGAUCCUGGUGGACGACGACUUCCAGACCAUCAUGUCAGCCAUCGAGGAGGGAAAAGGGAUUUACAACAACAUCAAGAACUUUGUUCGCUUCCAGCUCAGCACGAGCAUCGCAGCUCUGACUCUCAUCUCGUUAGCAACGUUGAUGAACUUCCCCAACCCACUGAACGCCAUGCAGAUCCUCUGGAUCAACAUCAUCAUGGAUGGACCUCCUGCACAAAGUUUGGGGGUGGAGCCUGUGGACAGAGACGUGAUCAGAAAACCUCCUCGUAACGUCAGAGACAGUAUCAUCACUCGCAGUCUGAUCAUUAAAGUCCUGGUGUCGGCGCUCAUCAUCGUCUGUGGGACGCUGUUUGUCUUCUGGAGAGAGUUGCAGGACAACGUGAUAACUCCUCGAGACACCACCAUGACCUUCACUUGUUUUGUAUUUUUUGAUAUGUUCAAUGCUCUGAGUUCCCGUUCACAGACCCGUCUGGUCCAUGAGAUGGGGCUGUGCAGUAACAGGACCUUCUGCUAUGCUGUUCUGGCCUCCAUCAUGGGGCAGCUCCUCGUCAUCUACUUCCCUCCUCUGCAGAGCAUCUUUCAAACUGAAAGCCUCAGCAUCUUCGACCUGCUGUUCCUGGUGAGCCUCACGUCGUCGGUGUGUGUGGUGUCAGAGGCCAUAAAGAAGGUGGAGCGGUGGAGAGGAACCGAGAAGAAGCCCAACUCUGACGACUUCCACGAGGUAUGACCAAUCAACUUCCGCGAGGUGUGACCUGACUGACCUCCGCUGCUGAUGGGGAUCUCGCAAUCGAUGGCACUGACUCACUAAGACAACACAGACUCAUGGGAGAUCCUCAGGAGGGGGAGGGGACUCUGGUCUGGAACUGGAGGAUUCUUCUGGGGUGGGAUUAACGGACUGCACCCGCCGCCGGGGGAUGUGGGUGAACGCUGACUAUGCAGCGUCAUCUGUGUCAGCUGUUUAGCUCCGCCCCCAAGUCAUUAAAGACCGCCCACACCUCUCUGACUCCGCCUCCUUUAGGACAGAGGUUACACGCGUGUGCAAUUGUGUCCUUGUGUUUUUUAAUCUACCGUGUGACGGUGUUGACCACUACGCAGCCGCCGCCUUUUACAAGUUAAGUUAAAGUUCAAUGACUUUUUACUGCAGCUGCUUGGGAUAGAAAUGAGUAUAAAUGACUUUAAAUGGGUGUAAAUGGGAUAAAUGAGUAUAAGUGGUGGAGGUGUGACUGUACAGAACAGUGACGUCUCAGUGUGUGUCAGUACACAUGGGACAAACUACACACUAUUUAAUUUAUUGGGAUUAAAAUGAUCACUGAACGAGUCAUAUUCUGCUGUAAAGUUACUAAUCUGUCUGAAUGAACACUCGCUCUGGAAGUCUGCGGCUGCCAUUGUUUAUCCAACGCCAGAGGGUUAAAAAAGCAUCUUCUUUUUCACCUUCACAAAGUGUUUUUUCAUUCAAAUACAGCAAAUAAGAGGAUGCAAAUGUGUUGUUCUCAAAGCAGAUUAGUGGACAAUAGUUAGUUUUGGUCUGUUCUUUAAUGUUGAUGAGAGUGACAGAUUUCUAUCCAAAUGUCACAAAUCGUAAUAAAAUGUCAGAAAAUCUCCAAAUGAAAAUGCAAAACUAGGCUCAUUUCCAUCCAGUAAAGUUGUGAGUGUUCAAGUUGGUUCAUCAUUAUCAAGGGUGAAAAUGCUCUUGUUUAAUGUAGUAUUUAAUAUAAUAACAUAUGACCUGAGCUGAGACACAUGCAGAGUUUCUGAUCCAGAAUGAUGAUGAUCCAUUUAGUCCGAAAACCGGAGUCUGACUGUAGCCUCGUCUCCAAACUGCUCAUCAGAAUUUGAAUAAUUGGCAUAAUUAUGAAUCACUGACACUAAAACAUGGAUAAACAAUGAAAAACAUGAAUAAAUCCUGUGAAAACAUGAAAAGCAGUGCAAGCAUAGGAAUAAACGGUUUAAUAUCCAAAUAAAUGGUAUGAAAAUGCAUAGAAAAAUGCAAGUAUCUGAAAACUGACAAAUAUUAAAAAUAGCAUGGAAGUGUGAAAAACAAAACUAAUAUAUCAAAAUCCAAAUAACACAAAAAUAUCAGUACAUGACAUAAAAAUCUGAAGAAACAAUUCAGCACCUGAUUGAUUUAGGCCAUAAACCUGAGACUGACUUUAGCUUUUUCUCCAAACUGCUAAAAUAUGGAUAAAUACAGAAACAUAGGAAUAAAUGAUGUAAAAUACAAAUAAAUAACACAAAAAUAGUAAUGAAUGGCAUGAAAAUGCAUAGAACUGAAGUAUCUGAAAAAAUGGCAUAAAAAUUGAAAAACACAAAACUAAAUGUACAAAUCCAAAUAACACAAAAAUAAUAAUAAAUGAUAUGAACAUUUGAAAGAUGUAAACUAUGAUGCACAUUUAUUUAUUUAAAUAAAAUAUGUUAAAAUAAAAUAAAAUGUGAACAUAAGAAUAAAUGAUGUAAAAAUAGAGACUCUUUCGAUUCCCAAUAUGAUAAUUUAGUCAUUUUUUGCAAUAUUUCCAUAUUUAUUUUAAUCUUCGAUGUUUUUUGGGGUUUUUUUUUAAUGUGGAAAUUGAAAAUUGGUGUAAAAGUAACCAGGAUGGAAAACAAGGUCUUAGAUUCAAUUCAGAAGUUUGGAUUUAUCUGGAGAAGGAAGGAAUAGCAUUUAGUAAGUACACGUGGCUGAAACUGUAAUAAUACUAAACUUACCUUACAUAGAUAUAAACGUGUAACACUUAUAUAGAGCAAUUCAUGCAAACAUGUACACACAAAUAGUUGAGGCAUUUACAACAGUAUAAAUAAAUAAUCAAAACAAACAACAGGCUUAAAUACACUUUGGAUGUCAGUUUUUGGCGCUUGUGUCAUCUCUAAAACACACCUGGUGAAAGUGAAAAACAAGGUGUUUACUUGUGGAUAAAUGUCAUUAAAUAAUCGAAUCGAGCCAGCUUUUAUUUUUCAGUUUGAGAUCGAAAGUUAAUACAUUACAGUCAUUUGUGGACAGAGGUUUCUCCAGGUGUUAUGGUCAUUUUCUGCUUAUUGGUGCAAUAGAAUAUUUUAAUUAAACAUAUAUUUAAAUUUAUUUUAAGAAAAUCUGGAGAUUAAAUAUGUUUAGUGUAUUAUCUUUUUCAUUUCACUGAAAACACUGUUAGUUUUUUAUCAACAGUUUGACCCAGUGCAUUUAUAAUUAUUUACAGCUGUAAUGAUGCUUUUUAUUUGACAUUAAAUGAUCUUGUUUAUUGGAUUAAACACUGGCAGCCGUCGACUUCCACUGUUAACGUGUGUGUUUUAGGGCUCAGCUUCUGACAGGAAAUCUCAGCACACAGACCAAAACAAUAGAACCUUUUGAUAAUUUGUAUAAUAUGAACAUGGUUUCUUUUCCUUUCAGUUUCUUUCUUUCCUUUCUUUUUUUUUUAUGAAAACCUUUUUUAAGUAAUAAAAGAAGCCAAAGUUGACGAGCAGCUGUAAAACUCGCUCCCUCUAAAUAAAGUUCAGUCUGAAACAGUGAUUUUAAUCUAAUCUGUGUGAACGUCCUGGUCUCUGCUUCCGUUUGUUCUCAAA
Sphaeramia orbicularis (orbiculate cardinalfish) is the source of this 5694-nucleotide messenger RNA. It is a transcript of the gene atp2c1, whose product is annotated as ATPase secretory pathway Ca2+ transporting 1. The record is from RefSeq and is a predicted model, not a curated record. Lineage: Eukaryota; Metazoa; Chordata; Actinopteri; Kurtiformes; Apogonidae. The transcript is spliced from 27 exons. Gene Ontology annotation, molecular function: ATP hydrolysis activity; P-type calcium transporter activity; ATP binding. Bases 170 to 2872 code for a protein of 900 amino acids. Gene Ontology annotation, cellular component: membrane. Gene Ontology annotation, biological process: calcium ion transport.